CCCCAUUCUCGGGGCCGAGAGUCGUUACCGUCGGUGGAGGUGCGGAUAAGGUCUGCCAAGCUGCGGGCGGGCUCCAUGCCGCCGGUGCUGGUCUCGGUGCCGGUGUGAUGCUGGAGCGACGCUGGGGCGGGCGAGGUCUGGCGUGAGAGAAACAACCUGGCCGGGGUGCGGCACAUCCUGCUGGUGCUCUCCGGGAAGGGCGGUGUUGGCAAGAGUACCAUCUCCACCCAGCUGGCUCUGGCCCUGAGGCACUUGGGCAAGAAGGUGGGGAUCCUGGAUGUGGACCUGUGUGGCCCCAGCAUCCCCCGCAUGCUGCGGGCGCAGGACAGCGACGUGCACCAGUGUGACAGUGGCUGGGUCCCUGUCUACGUGGACCAGGACAAAAGCAUCUCCCUCAUGUCCAUUGGCUUCCUGCUGGAGAAACCAGAUGAUGCUGUGGUGUGGAGAGGACCCAAGAAAAAUGCUUUGAUCAAACAGUUUGUUGCUGAUGUGGCCUGGGGGGACCUGGACUUCCUCAUCGUGGACACACCACCAGGCACAUCAGAUGAGCACAUCUCCACCAUGGAGGCCUUGAGGCCCUACAAGCCACUUGGAGCAGUCCUGGUCACAACACCCCAGGCUGUGUCUGUGGGAGAUGUGAGGCGGGAGCUGACCUUCUGCAGGAAGACAGGCCUGCAGGUGCUGGGCAUCGUGGAGAACAUGAGUGGCUUUGUCUGCCCCCACUGCUCGGAGUGCACAAACAUCUUCUCCAAGGGGGGAGGUGAGGAGCUGGCCAAGCACGCCGGGGUCCCAUUCCUGGGUUGUGUUCCCCUGGACCCCCAACUCAGCCAGAGCUCGGAAGAAGGCAGAGACUUCAUCCAGGAGUUUCCCAAGAGCUCUGCCUUCUCUGCCUUGACUGAUAUUGCUCAGCAGGUCUUGGCUAGAGCAUCACAGCAGAGCUGCUGAGGAGGUUGUGGAGCUGGCCUAGCCCACCUAAGGCAGUUCCAGCAGGGAAGGGAACUCCAGAAGCUGUUUCACUACAAAGCUGUCACAGUGAGGGGUGAUGGAGGGUAAGGGAAGCACAGCAUCAGUGCUGCUCACAGUGCUGCCCAGAAAGGGAAGUGCUGCUCCAUACCCCUGUGUCUGCAGAGCUGCUGUGUGGGGACUGCUGCCUGUGCAGCCUCUUGCCUUCUCAGCAUGGUGCUGCUCAGCCCAGUGCUGCUCUUCCUGCACCUUCCUCCCCAGCCAGCUCUUGUGUGGCUGCUGGAGGAUCUCUGGGUUGUGUCAGCGCAGUGCUCCUGGGGGUCAUCUGGAUGGUGGCUCAAUGUGCCACUGCCUCCUCCUACCAUGUCCUGUGCUUGGUUCAGCAGCUGACAGGGACCUGAGGCAGGGCACCUGCUGUGACUGCUCAGCUCACUGAUCCUGGCACAGGGAGAGUGCUACCCAGGGGAGCCACCACCCCUCUGAGGGCUGCAUCCUGCUGUGCUGGAGGCAAAACCUCUGUGGACUGCUGGGGGUCAUCACUCUGGAGCAUUUGGAGGUUUCAGGCAGUAAAUACUUCAAAUCCA
Molecule: messenger RNA, 1547 nt
Organism: Pogoniulus pusillus (Red-fronted tinkerbird)
Lineage: Eukaryota; Metazoa; Chordata; Aves; Piciformes; Lybiidae
Gene: NUBP2
Product: NUBP iron-sulfur cluster assembly factor 2, cytosolic
Exons: 7
Coding region: 310-945 (211 amino acids)
Biological process (GO): iron-sulfur cluster assembly
Cellular component (GO): cytosol
Molecular function (GO): 4 iron, 4 sulfur cluster binding; ATP-dependent FeS chaperone activity; ATP binding
Source: RefSeq, a predicted model, not a curated record